This is a messenger RNA of Prinia subflava (tawny-flanked prinia), 4967 nucleotides long. It is a transcript of the gene SLC29A1, whose product is annotated as solute carrier family 29 member 1 (Augustine blood group). The transcript has 13 exons. Gene Ontology annotation, cellular component: plasma membrane. Bases 2737 to 4071 code for a protein of 444 amino acids. Gene Ontology annotation, biological process: nucleoside transmembrane transport; uridine transmembrane transport. The record is from RefSeq and is a predicted model, not a curated record. Gene Ontology annotation, molecular function: nucleoside transmembrane transporter activity. Lineage: Eukaryota; Metazoa; Chordata; Aves; Passeriformes; Cisticolidae.
GGUUCAUGGGGACAAGUGCCAGCUAGGAGGAGUACUGACAACCAUUACAACACCAGGCAACUGAAAUUCCGUUUAGAUAAAUAUCAAGUGAUAGACAAGGGGGGAAGGGAAGAAGCCCCAGAUCCACAAACAAGAUUAUGUACUGAGCCAGCCAUGAGCCGGCCACUCACAGCAAGGCUUGGGGCUAUUUCAGAUAGCUCAGUGUUCGUGAAAUCAUGUUUCCGAGUUACAAAGCAGAAACAAAGCAGGAAAGCCUUGUGUCACUCUUCAAAUUGGUGUCUCACCCCCUCACAGUCCCUGUGUGCCCACAGCACCUGCAUCUCUGGAAGGAUUGAGAGGAGCCAGGGAAGGUUUGGAGAAAAGCAACAAGGAGGACUGAAGACAUGGAGACAUGCCUGAAUGACUAAGUGAGCUAGAAUUUCUGUUUAGAAAAUGUGCUGUUGGGUGGAUACAAUCCAGGUCUGUAAAGCAGCCACUCCAAUGUUCAUCCACCCUUUGAUGUUUGAAGGCAAGGGAGCCCUGGUGAGGCCCUGCAUGUGGGGAGAGCUGCCACCGCCUCUCAGGAGCUCCUGAGUUGGAGGAGGAAGCGGGAUUUCACAGAAGUAAAACCCACCACGGCUACAAAACACAUAAACAUCUUGUCCCUUCCAGCUUGGAGGCCGGGGAAACAGUCGGGCAGUUAGCCCAUACCCGUGCCACAUUUAUUCUUUCCUAGCAUCUGCUUUUGCCCUCUGAUGGAGACCAGCCUUUGAGCUGGACCAGCCUCUGCUUUGACUCGAGGCACCUGCAUACCCUUGUUUUGGGAGGGCUGGUUUUUGUCUCAGCACCACAGCAGUGGUGCCCAACCGUGCACACUCAUCUGCCUUGUGAAAUGCAAGCGUGCGUCCCCAAGCUGAUGAUGGAAGGAGAUGGAAUUCCCUGCACCCUGGCCCAAGGUAGGAGGAUCCCCAAGCAGCAUGGUCAGAGUUCAGGCACGUAUAUGAAGUCUCAUGAAACAGGCAGUCUUGUAAGUGUGUCCUAUCUUCCAGCUGAGUCAUGGCCACCAAGGUUUCAUGUGACUUGCAUACCUGUGCUGGGCUUGUUCUGUGCCUGCAGAUAAACCUUGAGGGGCCCCUGGGUCAGCCUUCCUGACAGAACUCUGGUGUCACCCAGUGGGCAGGCAGACAUAGGGGAUGGCGUGAAAGGUUGGUGAGGCAAUUGGUCCUGUCCCAUCUCGGCCAUGCUUGGAGGAACUACUGACAUUAUCCCUGCAAAGUGAUCCCGUGACAAGUGGUGUCAGGAGGACACAAGGUGCUUGCCAGUGAAUCUGCUGGCAACCCUUUGGCUAUGGACUCCCAGGACACUUCUACAGCUGGUAUGGUGUAAACCAACUUUAAAAAACUGGUGUUUCUGGGUAUAAUUCCCUGGUGCCAUAGCAUGCCUACAUGGCACCAGGGAAUGGCUUGAGUGGGAAACUAAGCAUGUGCUGUGCUCAUCCUUGGCAAAGGCAGCAGGAGCAGAGGAAAAGGUGAUGUGGGGAAAGGGAGAGGUAAGGAAGUGUCCAAAGCCAGGUGACAAACGGCUGCCUCCAGGUGUGGCUGUCCUGCAGUGCAGGUUUUUCUGCAGAGGUUAGGCAGUUUUGCUGACAGCUGGCGCUGCUGUCAGCUCCCAGGGCUUGGCUGGCAGUCGGGUAGCACAUGGCCGCCGAGGGUGUCACUUAGCAGCUGUCACAGCCUUUGUGUGUCAUGAAUGGGCAAUUAAAAUUGUGCCAUCUCUUGUUUGUACCUGCUCAAAUGUUCUAGUUUAUGGUUUGUUGAGCCCGCUCUUUGUGAUCUUGCUGCUUCUGCUUACACGUCACUUCCAUGGGGUUAACACAGACUGCUCUAUGCCCAGGAACAAAAGGGAUGUCCUUAGGCCAAGGCCCCACAUGGCUCCUCCUUUUCUGUGCCCCUCAGGAUGUGCAGCCAAGCUGGUGUCUGGGCUAACCCCAGCAGACUCCUGCGGGGGGCGGCUGGAGCUGUGCUGUGCCAGCUGGAAAAGCCUCAUCUGUUCCCGUGUUCAUCGGGUAGGGCAGCUCUCCCCGAGUGCGAGCAGGGUUGCCACCUUUUGCUGGUGUUGGUUCGUGUAACCUUUUCUGUUUGUUGUAGGGUUCUUUGUAACAGCCAGCAGCUGGAAGUGUUUCCUGCUGUAAUGACUGCUGCCCUUGGCAGGCACUAUCUCUUUGUGGAAAAAAUUAGGAGGCAUUUAGCGAAGUGAGACAGAAAACAAACAGAGCAAGCAGGAGACUGUGGCCGUCAGUGCCUGCCAAGGAGGCUGGGCUCCUGACACAGGGAUGUGGGCACUCUCCGGACGGAAGCAGGAGGCAGUGGGAAAGCGCCCUGCCCCAGCACCCCCAGAGUCCUGCUCCCGACCCCCUCUGCCUCCUCCCCAGCACCCCUGGCUCCUGCCAUCUCCUCCUCAGCACUCUUCUGUCCCUCCCUUCCCUGGAUGGUUGGGCAGCAGGACCUGGGCUGUGUGCCAGCUCUGGUACCCGAUACCCCUUCUCGUCCUCCGCGGGUGCCGCUAGACCCACAGGGCUCCGGCCCCCGUGACUUCAGCCAGGGCCUGCCCCUCACCCCCGAGGGCGGGGGUGUGGAAGCAAGGGGACACUGCCUUCAAAUACUCUGAACACAGGGCUCACCCUGGCUCUGGCCUCUCUCCCAGACGGAGAGAAGCCGUAAGACUUGCUGGGACCUGUGCUGACUCUUGCCACACAAGAUGACAGCAAGAGACGGGCCCCAAGAUAGGUACAAGGCUGUCUGGCUGAUCUUCUUCAUCCUUGGCCUGGGAACGCUGCUGCCAUGGAAUUUCUUCAUGACCGCCAGGCAGUAUUUCAUCAAUCGCCUUAAGGACCCAGAGGAGACAAGCCACGUCAAGAACCAGACCAGUGAGACCACCUCCUACCUGCAGUCCGUGUUUGACAACUUCAUGACUCUCUGCGCCAUGGUGCCCCUCCUUAUCUUCACCUGCCUCAACUCCUUCAUCCACCAGCGGAUUCCCCAGCAAAUCCGCAUCUCAGGCAGCCUGGUGGCCAUUGGACUGGUGUUUUUAGUCACAGCAAUCAUGGUGAAAGUCCCCAUGGAGCCUCUUCCCUUCUUCGUCUUUACCAUGAUCAGCAUUGUCUUCAUCAACUCCUUCGGUGCCAUUCUGCAGAGCAGCCUGUUUGGGCUGGCAGGGCUCCUGCCUGCCAGCUACACAGCCCCCAUCAUGAGCGGGCAGGGUUUGGCAGGCACCUUCGCUGCUUUGGCAAUGAUCUUCAGUAUUGCCAUCGGUGCUGAGAAACCCGAGAGCUACAUCGGUUACUUCACCACGGCCUGUGUGACGAUCGUGCUGGCAGUCGUCUCCUACGUAGUUCUGCCUCACAUGGAUUUCUUCCGAUACUACUCCAUGAAGGACAAGACAGAGUACCACGUGUACAAUGCAGAGCUGGAGACCAAGAGAGACCUGAUUAAGAAAGAUGAGAAUGGGAUGGAGCAGAAUAACUCAAAGGUCAUCCCUAUCCACAACCCUGGUGAUCAGCCCUCUGUCAUUGCUAUUUUUAAGAAGCUCUGGGUCUUGGCUCUGUCUGUCUGCUUCGUCUUCACUGUCACCAUCGGCGUCUUUCCUGCCAUCACAGCUCAAGUGUCCACUGUCCUCGGAAAGGGAAACAAAUGGGGUGACUACUUCAUUCCUGUCUCCUGCUUCCUGCUCUUUAACGUCUUUGACUGGACAGGUCGGAGUCUCACUGCCCUCUUCACAUGGCCCGGGAAGGACAGCUGCCUCCUGCCAGUGAUGGUGGUCCUCCGUGUCAUCUUUGUCCCUCUUUUCAUGCUGUGCAAUGUGAAACCCCGUUCCUACCUGCCUGUUGUGUUCUUUCAUGACGCCUGGUACAUCGUCUUCAUGAUCUUCUUCUCCAUCUCCAAUGGCUACCUGGCCAGCCUUUGCAUGUGCUUCGGGCCAAAGAAAGUGCUCGCGCACGAAGCAGAAACAGCUGGAGCUGUCAUGGCGUUUUUCCUGUCACUGGGUUUGGCCCUAGGAGCUGCUGUCUCCUUUCUGGUCCGAAUUCUCAUCUAGCAGAGGCACACAGAGGGUGCAGGGACAUCAAGAAAUGGCUCCGCAUCCUCCACUGAGGCCCUGGACACCUCAGCACUGUGGAGAAAUCACAGCUCACCUGUCCCUGCCAAAUCACACUGCCACAGCAGACAUUACACCCAGGGACAGUUCCACUCCUGCAGGGUUGGCCUGGUUCUUGCCAUGCUUGGCUGUGUGAUGCCUUCAGGCCUAUGUGCCUUCUCCUUCCUCGUGCUGUGUGUGUUGUAAGACCCCCGGGAUCUCCAGAGAGGUCCAGCUGCCUCCCAUGCAGCGUAACUUCCCUGGCUCAAGGCCAAAAGCCAUUUUCAGCCUCUUUCUCUCUGACAGAGUGAAAGGCUGGUAACCAGUGUUACUCCUUCUCUUGCCCUUGUCUCCAAUGCACCUAGGAGAUUCUCUCCUCUCCUUCCAGGAGCCCUGGAAAUAUCCCACACCCCUCCUCCUGCUGGUAAGACUUGUGAAUGGGGAGGAGAGCCACAGCCAGCCUCGCCAUCCCUGCUCUCUGCUAGACGCACAUCCUCCUCCCCAGUGGUAUCCCGAGAGUGUAGAUAUCUGUGUCCCAGCCACAGAAAGAGCCAACACCGUGGCUAGGCUGAGGGAGGAGAAGGUCUCCACACCCCACCUUCUCCCCCUCUCCUUGCCUCUGUUCCCUUUUGUUUUUGGUGAUUCUGACAUUGAGUUUUUUCAGCCUCCUGGCUGUGUGACAGGAGGUUCUACUGUGGGUUACAAGAGGAUAGGCAGCAACUCCCUUCCCAACAGAGCUGCCUUCCUUACCCACCUGUGCUACAAGGGAAGGCCUCAGCUCUCCCUUGGGUCUCCUGUCUCUUGUUGUGUAAAUGUGUCUAUACAGUUGCCGUUUUCUAUAAAAAGAACAAAAUGCU